This is a messenger RNA of Photinus pyralis (common eastern firefly), 3801 nucleotides long. It is a transcript of the gene Ehbp1, whose product is annotated as EH domain-binding protein 1. Gene Ontology annotation, molecular function: protein binding. Bases 294 to 3116 code for a protein of 940 amino acids. NCBI's taxonomy places the organism in Eukaryota, Metazoa, Arthropoda, Insecta, Coleoptera, Lampyridae. The transcript is spliced from 16 exons. The record is from RefSeq and is a predicted model, not a curated record.
GUCUUCAGUAACUUUUAUAAACGUCACCCUAAUCGAAUUCCUCCCGAUUUUUCCUUAUUUUUUUUAUCACCAAAAUCAUUGCAAAAUGUGUGAAAACUAACUGAGAAUUCCCCAAAAUAUGUGACAAGAAAUUGAAAGUGAAACGUUUCAUUAUCUCACAUAAAAUGGGGAAAAACAAAUUGAUUUUUCUAUCAGUCCCGACAGGAUAGUAAGUUUGUCACUUCCUCUUUGAUUAACAAUUGUUUGGUGUUUCUGUGAACUGGCAUAACAAAAAAAAACGCUGCGGUUCCGCAAUGGGAUCUGUAUGGAAGAGGCUGCAGAGGGUCAAUAAGUUAGCCGUUAAGUUUCAGUUUACCGUCUCCUACCAUCAGUUGUCAUUCGAAUUCACACCGAAAUGGGAACCGCACAAACUCUCAAUCGUCUGGUCGAGGCGAUCAAGACGCGUCAUCUCGACACCAAUGCAGUGGGAGCCCACCCUCCAAAAUCCCUACAAGGGUCUCGUCGUUUGGCCCCUACCCGAAAACCACCAGGUCUCCGUGACACUUUUCAAGGACCCCCGGACGAACGAGCUCGAAGACAAAGAUUGGACCUUUAUCAUCGAGGACGUCGCAUCGACCGGGAAAAGACGACAGCUGGCGAUGGCGCAGGUGAAUAUGCGCAAAUAUGCGAGCGUGGAGUCGACGCAACAUCAGAUGCAGUUGAACUUUAAGCCGAUGAGUAAAAAAGUCACGUCAGCGAAGCUGGAAUGUACGCUAUCGUGUGUGUUUUUAAGGGAAGGGAAGGCGACAGACGAAGAUAUGCAGUCCAUGGCGUCUCUAAUGUCGGUGAACAACAACAGCGACAUUGCGCCACUCGAAGAUUUCGAAGAUGAAGAUUUUUCGCUUAGUGACAAUUCCAUGAAAAAUAGUAUAAACGAAGUGACGCAACAAAUGCAACAAAUGACGAACAGUCUGUCCGGUUCCGAUUUUGCGAGUACUCCCAUUAGUGUAAAUAGUAUACAGUCGUUGACUCGUGAUGACAAAACCCCCACGGUGGAAACAUUCUCACCUCUCUCCGAUAAACCAAAGAUACCCUACCAGAUACCCCCGCCUAAGCAGAGCGAUUUCAAUCAGAGCGAGACCGAUCCCUACUCCGAUUUGUGCUCGGAGCAGCUGGAGAAGUUGGAUAGCUUAGAGGAGGAGUGCGAGAACGACGUCGUGUUACCGGCGCGGCCGAAAAACGUCAAUCUGAAGCUGCAGCCGCUCGAGCUCAAGAUUAACGAACCGAAAGAGACGAUCAGCAUUAAACCGCAACAGCAGAAGCUGACCACGCCGGGUCAGGAUCUGUUGGAAUGGUGCAAGGAGAUGACGAAGAAUUAUUCCGGUGUUAAAGUUACCAAUUUGACGACGAGCUGGAGGAAUGGCAUCGCUUUCUGCGCGCUGAUUCACCAUUUCAAGCCCGAAUUAAUCGAUUUCGACUCGCUAUCGCCUCACGAGGUUAGGUCCAACUGCAAGAAGGCCUUCGACGCGGCGGACACGUUGGGGAUACCUCGCGUCAUCGAGCCCUCCGACAUGGACAUGCUGGCAGUUCCAGAUAAGCUGGCGGUCAUGACUUACCUGUACCAGUUACGCGCGCAUUUCACGGGGCACGAGCUGGAGGUGCAACAGAUCGGUAAGACUACCGAGGAAAGUAGUUACAUGAUCGGUCGAUUUAAUACGGACAAUGACACUGAUGUGACAAAGCAGCUGUUCGGCCAGGAGAUCAUGAAUUUGAGGAAGGCGAAACAGCAGCAGGUAACACAGGUGGCGAGAGUGGCCGAAGGUAAAAGGGAAACGCCCGAGCGGGAGAAGGAGAAAAUCAUCAACAAAGAGAAUCAAAUAAAUCAAAAUUCGGAGACCGGUCCGCCGGAAAAGCUGCGUCUAUCGUUGACAAUUACGGACUCGUCCGAUAAUUUCAAGGAGCCGAAGGAGAAAUCGCCGACGUCCGUUAAGGACGUGAAGGAAAUCAUUUUGGCGAGCUCGAAAAAUAUUCUAGGUAAAGUUUUGUCGCCUUCGAAAGAUAAGCUCGCCCAAAAUGUGAAUAGUAAAAAAGUUGAGGUUAAGAAACCGAUCUUGAUGACGAGGCGGGAACUGUGCGAUCCGUUCGGCUCAGAUGACGAGGACGAGAAUCCUGGCGUCGAGGUGAACGGGGUUUGCGACGAUCACGUUAGCGAGAAAGACGGCGGCGGUGAAAAUAAAAGUCCCGAACUGCCGAUUCCGAAUUCUCACUUGCUAACAAGGCAUACUGAGCAAAAGGAACGCGCUAGGCAAUUGCUUGAGCAGAUUAAGCGUGACGGACCUACAUCGCCGACGAAGGCCAUAUCGGAGGACGAGCGACAGGCGCAACUGCGCGAGCGCGCCCGGCAAAUUAUAGCGAAGGCGCGGAAAGGUUCGACGCCGACGACCGAAAUAAUUCGUGCCUCUAGUCCGGAGAUUGUCCGAAGUGGUGCGGACGCCGACGAGCGAUUAGGAAAAAUGUCAGAAGAAAUCGAUUUGGAAAAAAACGGUAACAUACCAUCUUCGAAGUCGCCGACGCGAAUCCUGGCCGAUUCUAGUCCUAGCAUUAAGGAAAAGUCGCCCGAUAAGUUACCGGAAGAUUUGGGGUUGACAGGGAUUGACGUCCAGAACUGGAUCGAUCAAGAACUGGAAGAUCUCGAACGCGAACAAAGUGCCAUCGAUACUCAAGCUGCCACGUUAGAGAAGCAGCUGCGCGACGUCAUGGAGGCGCCGCACAGCAACAGCGAGGUCGAGGACGCCCUCAUGACGCAAUGGUUUACGCUCGUAAAUAAAAAGAACGCGUUGCUAAGGCGGCAGAUGCAGUUGAAUAUCUUAGAGAAGGAAAGUGAUUUGGAGCGAAGGUACACGAUGCUAAAUCACGAGCUUCGGAUGAGCCUGUCGAUUGAGGACUGGCGCAAGACCGACGAGCAGAGGGCGCGCGAAGCGCUGCUGCUUGAGGAAUUAGUUCAAAUUGUAAAUAAACGAGACGAGUUAGUGCAUCAUCUUGAUAGUCAAGAAAAGGCGAUCGAGGAUGACGACUUGAUAGAGCACGAUUUAUCGCAAAUGGACCUUCAGCGGAAAGAAAAAUGUGUCAUUCAAUAAAUCGGCGUGUACAGUUUUUUUAUUAUUUUGAAAAGACAUAGCUUUAAUGUAUUUUAGUUAGGCUAAUUUAUUAACGAAGGACAUUGAAUGUUAUUUAUUUAUUACUAAAAAAACUAUAUUUUUCGGCAGUGUCGAACGGUAAGUACGCCUUGUGUAAGCUUUAACUAUUAGUGCAAUAUAAUUGUUCCUCUUUACUUUCGGAUCCAGUUGUGAGUCGCGUUUCGCUCGGAAUUCAAGGCGAACAUAUUAAUUUCGAAUCUCAAUUAGGUUGUACUGCAUUAAUUGGCGGAAACGAAUUCAGGGUGUUGUGGAACUGUACAUAUCGACUAUGUACAAUACUUAUAUGUGAUACAUACAUCGGUUUGAAUUCCGGACAAAGCGAAAACGCGCAUUGGUUGUUGCGCUUUUCGUUCUUUUACUUUUGCCAUUGUUAAAUGUCAACUAAUCGUUUAAAGAAAUCUCAUUUCUUUAAGUUGAAGUGUAGUAUUUAUUAAUCUAACAUUCUCGUUAGCUUACAUAAUUGUAAUAUAAAUUUUUGUAUGUGCAUAUUUGUAAUGGAUAAAUUCAUGACAUACUUCACUUUGUGUAAAUAGUUUAUGUGUACUAAAGUGUGCAAAUCUACGGAUUUGUUCUUAACUGAUGUAAUAUUGUGUGAUCAAAAUAAAAUAGAAUUAUGUCUCGGGUU